Molecule: messenger RNA, 161 nt
Organism: Dicrocoelium dendriticum
Lineage: Eukaryota; Metazoa; Platyhelminthes; Trematoda; Plagiorchiida; Dicrocoeliidae
Source: the annotation of a GenBank genome assembly
GUUAGGUCAGGUACCACGAACGAUAGAGGCUUUCACCUAACGAGUGUCCUGUAUUUUAUGCCGAUAUUUGAACAACACCCCCUGCACUUCGAAGUUGGAUUGACUUCUUGCUUCUGCAAAAGAAUGAAGCAAGAACAAGAGCAAUAUUUGCACUUUCAUGG